This is a messenger RNA of Owenia fusiformis, 399 nucleotides long. The record is from the annotation of a GenBank genome assembly. NCBI's taxonomy places the organism in Eukaryota, Metazoa, Annelida, Polychaeta, Sabellida, Oweniidae.
AACAGAGCAGUGUGUGUUGAUGCUGUAAAUAAAUAUACAUGUAUAUGCAAUUCCUCACUAUAUACUGGUUCUCGUGAACCCUGUGCUGUUGGGUUCAGUGGAAAAAGCUGUAACACACGUGGAUAUGUCUACACAGGGAUGACCACAAUAAAUGAGACUUUUACAAAUGGUUUGGCAGACAAAUCUUCAAAGGAGUAUCUCGAUUUUCUGGAUAAAUUCAUUUGUACGGUUGGACAGGGUUUUACACAGGGUACCCUUGGCAAUUCGUAUAUUCCGUCCAUAGUUGUCAAAACAAUAAGGAGAGGGUCCAUUGUGGUUGUUUAUGAUGCCACGCUAGCACCGGUUUAUAAUGCAUCUACCGACCCACCAACUGAAGAGUUGGUUCGGUUCUCAGUCAAU